AUGGAAAUCAGUUAUCUUAUAUACAGUUUAACCUAUUUCCUGUUCACGUUCCGUUUCUGCUCCUGCGACAAGAAUAACCCCAAUAUAGAUCGUUUACAACUUUCUGUGGAAUCUCCACGAUUAGAAAAAAGAAACUUCUCACCAAGUAACUUUAAUGGGGAAGUUGAAAUUACAGACAACGUCUACGAAAGACUUGUUUAUUUCAGUAAAGCUUCUGCCAUGACAGGUUGUAUUACCCGUGGGAACCUAUUAACGGGAAAAACAUUAGAUACAGGAUGUCCAAGACACAUUCAAUUCUGUCACGAUACUGAAGUAAAUCCAACAUUAUCGGAUACCUGGAUUGCAUCUGUAUUUCUAGCGGAAAAAGGGGAACUAGGAACAGGCUACGUUGCAAUUGAUCAUGAGAAAAAGGUUGUCAUCUGUGCGUUUAGAAGUUCUACUACUAGGGAAGAUUGGAUUAGUGAUUUUGAAAUUACACCUACCAAAUAUAAACCAAGUUGUUAUAAGGAAUAUAAGAAAUUAAUCAAAAAAGGGGUUAUUAAAGAAUGUACCGAUUGUUUCAUCCAUUAUGGAUUCUCCAAAUUUACAAAAACUCUUGGAAAGAAAUUUUUGCGAAUGAUUGAAAAUAUUUUGAAUGAAUACCCAGAAUAUAAGAUAGUGGUAACAGGCCAUUCCCUAGGCGCGGCCCUAGCUUCUAUUACAGGCAUUGAAUUGAAGCUUCGAGGAUUUGAACCGUUAGUGCUCACAUAUGCAACUCCAAGACUUUUCAAUUUACCAAUGAGAAAAUGGGUUGACGAAUUAUUCGAAACUGAACACCAGCAUGAUUUGAAUAUGCAAAAUAAGGAAAUAACAUUCGACAGAGGUUAUUAUCGAGUUAUCCAUAACGGCGACUAUAUUGCAAAGUUACCACCUUUUUACUAUCCUGCAGGCUUAGAAAUAUUUAUAGAAAAACUCAGUAUACCGCAUUUGAAGGGAGACAUAAGAUACAUUGGGCAAGUAGAAGCAGGUUUCUCAAAACCAGAUUUGGGUACAAACAAUAUAAGAGGGAAAGUAGAAGAAUGGUUGCACACAGAACAACACCGAACAUAUUUUAUAAACCUUGCAGGAUGCAAAGGGUUCUAA
Naumovozyma castellii is the source of this 1122-nucleotide messenger RNA. RefSeq names its product putative lipase (gene LIH1). The coding region runs from base 1 to 1122 and encodes 373 amino acids. The record is from RefSeq and is a predicted model, not a curated record. NCBI's taxonomy places the organism in Eukaryota, Fungi, Ascomycota, Saccharomycetes, Saccharomycetales, Saccharomycetaceae. The transcript has a single exon.